AGUCGAAAAACUGCGAUAGAAGCUUAAGUCGUCCUUCAAAAAAAAACUUCAUUUGUUAACCUCACUUUUUACAAGUUUGCUCAUUUCUUUAACUCAUCGAGCCGAGUAUAUUAAUAUCUUUUCAUUUAAAGCGGAUGGUUAAUAGCUUUACAAUAUUGUAUUAAUUAAGUUAUGUCCUUCCUUACAUUCAUAGGAGGACUUGCUGAUUUUUAUGUAAGCUCAGUUAAGGAUUAAUUUGCAAUCAUUUUUACAGAAUAUGUAAAAGAAAAAUCCUGAUAGUAAGUUGAUAGUAAAAAGUAAAAUGUUGUAAAAUAAAAAUAUUGUAGCAAUUUAAAUGAUAUUUUAAAUAACAAAGAAAUAAAGGUUGACCCACAGGCAUAUAUUAAAUAAAGGGAAGUAUUAGAAAUAAAACCUAUGCAACCACAGAUUGAAUCUGGAGCAGAAUUGCUCACAAGGCUAAAUGAAAAACCGAGCUUACAUGGGCUCGAAGAUACUUUGUUCUCUGAAGGUCCUCAAAACACAGAUAUUAUAGAAAUUAGUGGAGAACGGUCAUCUGGUAAGACGUUUCUUUUAUCUCAAAUGCUUGCAAGAUGUAUCUUACCAAAUAAUUAUGCAAUCAAAGGCUGCAAUGCUUCAGCUAUUUUAAUAAAUACUGAUCAUCAUUUUCAAACUUCAAAAUUGGUUGAAUUGAUGAGCAGUAUCAUAAAUACAGCCAAUAUAUCAUUUUCUGAAGCAAUUGAUACAGAGUUUGAUAAGACAACUAUUAUUAAAGAUUCUUUGCGCAACUUGCAUAUCAUUGAUUGUUAUAACAAUGAACAAUUUUCUUUAACAUUACGUACACUGGAUGACAUAUUCCUUGAUAACACCAAAAUUGCACUUCUUGCUAUUGAUAGCAUAACAGCGUAUUAUUGGCAAGACUGUGAAGAUAAUAUUACUACAAUUGAUACAUAUAUAAAGAAAUUGUUAAAAAUUAUCAAACUACAAACAACUCGAUUUAAUGUAGCAACUAUAUAUACCAAAUUAUGUGAAAGCAUACAUAACAAAAGAAAAUGUCUUACAAAUAAUAUAGAUUAUAAAAUACAAUUGUGCAAGGUGUGUAAUUCGACAAAUUUUAUAUGUACAUUAGAAACAAUACAAAUUAUUAGGAAAAUACAUUAUUCCAUUUUAUCCAAUGGUAUAAAAUGGAAGAUAGAUGAAAGAGAAGGGUGA
This is a messenger RNA of Bombus pyrosoma, 1209 nucleotides long. RefSeq lists its product as uncharacterized. Gene Ontology annotation, biological process: DNA strand invasion; double-strand break repair via homologous recombination. Gene Ontology annotation, cellular component: centrosome; Rad51B-Rad51C-Rad51D-XRCC2 complex; replication fork. Gene Ontology annotation, molecular function: four-way junction DNA binding. The transcript is spliced from 2 exons. The record is from RefSeq and is a predicted model, not a curated record. NCBI's taxonomy places the organism in Eukaryota, Metazoa, Arthropoda, Insecta, Hymenoptera, Apidae. Bases 415 to 1209 code for a protein of 264 amino acids.